Gorilla gorilla gorilla (western lowland gorilla) is the source of this 5519-nucleotide messenger RNA. RefSeq names its product coiled-coil domain containing 17 (gene CCDC17). The coding region runs from base 2588 to 4696 and encodes 702 amino acids. The record is from RefSeq and is a predicted model, not a curated record. The transcript has 11 exons. Lineage: Eukaryota; Metazoa; Chordata; Mammalia; Primates; Hominidae.
UACUCGGGAGGCUGAGGCAGGAGAUUGGCAUGAACCCGGGAGGCAGAGCUUGCAGUGAGCUGAGAUAGCACCACUGCACUCCAGCCUGGGAGAAAGAGCGAGACUCUGUCUCAAAAAAAAAAAAAAAAAAAACAGCCAGGCAUGGCAGCAAGCACCUGUAAUCCUAACUAUUUAGGAGGCUGAGGCAGGAGAAUUGCUUGAGCCCAGGAGGCAGAGGUUGCAGUGAGCCCAUACUGCACCAUUGCAUUCCAGCCUGGGCAACAGAGCAAGACUCUGUCUCAAAAACAGAAACAAAACAGACAGGUCCACGUGGUAGCACACACUUGUAGUCCCAGCUUCUUGGGAGGCUAAGGCAGGAGGAUUGCUUGAUUCCAAGGCAGUUCAGGGCUACAGUGAGCCAUGAUGGCACCACUACAAUCCAGCCUGGAUGACAAUCCUGCUCCCGCCUCUUCGGCCUAGAGCAGGAGAUUAGAGAACUACAAGCUGUCUCUUGAGGGAAAAAAAAAAAAAAAAAAAAUUGGUAGUGGUAUUUCUACUGAAUGCCCAUCACUGUUGCACCAUUGUAAAGUCAACCAGUCAAAAGUCUAACCGUUGAAAAUUGGGACAAACUUAGUUGUUGAAAAGGAGGUUUCGAUUUGGGCUUUGCUAUUUACUUGUUUUCUGAGAACAUAUUUCUAAAAAUGUACUCUUUAUGUCAGUUGGAAUUAAGCUGAACUGAGAUGACGUACUUUGAACACUUCGUAACUUGCUGCUGGUGGGUCAUACCUUGGCUUUAGGUACUGAGUAGGGAAAUGUGUUAAGUCCCUGUCUUGUUUAGAAAAGGGAGUUUCGGCCAGGCAUGGUGGCUCACACCUGUAAUCCCAGCACUUUGGGAGGCCGAGGCGGGCGAAUCACGAGGUCAGGAGAUCGAGACCAUCCUGGCUAACACUGUGAAACCCCGUCUCUACUAAAAAUACAAAAAAUUAGCCAGGCAUAAGGCUGGGCGCAGUGGCUCACGCCUGUAAUCUCAGCAUUUUGGCAGGCCGAGGCAGGCGGAUCACGAGGUCAGGAGAUCAAGACCAUCCUGGCUAACACGGUGAAACCCCAUCUCUACUAAAAAUACAAAAAAAAUUAGCCAGGCGCAGUGGUGGGCACCUGUAGUCUCAGCUACUUGGGAGGCUGAGGCAGGAGAAUGGCUUGAACCCGGAAGGCGGAGCUUGCAGUGAGCCCAGAUAGUGCCACUGCACUUUGGCCUGGGCAAAAGAGCGAGACUCCGUCUCAAAAAAAAAAAAAAAAAAAUUAGCCGGGUGUGGUGGCAGGCGCCUGUAGUCCCAGCUACUGGGGAGGCUGAGGCAGGAGAAGGGUGUCAACCUGGGAGGCAGAGCUUGCAGUGAGCCGAGACCGUGCCAUUUGCAGUGAGCCGAGAUCGUGCCAUUGCACUGUAGCCUGGGCAACACAGCGAGACUGUCUCAAAAAAAAGAAAAGAAAAGGGUGUUUCUUGGCCAGGCGCAGUGGCUUACGCCUGUAAUCCCAGCACUUUGGGAGGCCAAGGCGGGCGGAUCACGAGGUCAGGAGAUCGAGACCAUCCUGGCUAACAUGGUGAAUCCCCAUCUCUAAUAAAAAAAUACAAAAAAUGAGCCAAGCGUGGUGGCGGGCACCUGUAGUCUCAGCUACUUGGGAGGCUGAGGCAGGAGAAUGGCGUGAACCCAGGAGGCAGAGCUCAUUGCAGUGAGCUGAGAUCGCGCCACUGCACUUCGGCCUGGGCGACAGAGCGAGACUCCAUCUCAAAAAAAAAAAAAAAGUAAAGAGGGUUUCUUAAGAAAUAUGCGGUCACCUCAGAGCUCCUCCAUAUAUUUUGGGAGUGGGAGUGAAGAAUUUCACCAACAGUUCAGGGUCUUUCUGGCUUCUGGCCAAUCUUGGGAGAGAGAAGGGGUUUCUUCCUGGACUUGAUUCCCUCAUCUGAUAGAUUCACUCUGUUCGCCCACAGCUUUCAUUUCUUGGGCUGUGCUGAUUAUCUUCGUCUACAGCUGAAAAAUGAGGAAUCAGGGAAUGGGAGUUAGGGAGAGACUGCUAUCCCUGGUGCGACAUGGUUUCCAGGCAGAAUGCUGGAAAGGUCAGAGUGCCUCCUUUGCCAGGUAGUUCUCUGGAUUGGAGAAUGGUACAAACUGUUACAUCCACUUGGGAGUACAGCAAUGAAAAAGAUGACACUUGCCUUUUAGAGGCUAUUAAAUGACCAAUGAUAUAGUAAGUGAUAAGGGCCCAGCUAGUCUAGGAGGCAGCUGCUUUUUCUUCUUUAUUAAUAGUCAGGGAAACCAAGCUACAAUUAGAGACUUGCCCACGUUCAGACUUUGUAACACUUUUUCAAGCCAGUGGCUCCUCCCAAACGGCUGAGGUUUCCCCACCCAUUCUCCUGACCUGCCCAGCCCUGUGGUUGCUGUCCAGGGAGCUAAGGCUCUCCCCAAACAAACUUGAAGAUCUCACAGACCUAAUAGACCCAGCCUUUCCUCUCUGCCUCUGGCUUUAUGUCUCUUUCAUCCUCCUCUGCCUUUCCCCUGCCCUUGAUCCCUUCUGCAGGUCUUGGCUGGUUUCAGGAAACAGGUCCCAUCCCAUGGACUCCCACUCUGGGGAGCCAGCGCUCCUGCCGUGUGGGACCUGUGACAUGGUUUUCCGCUCCUCAGCUCUGUUAGCCACCCACACUCAGCGCUUCUGCAUUGGCCACCCGACCCAAGAGAUGACAUUUGGAGCACAGGCAUCAGUUGCCACUGAACCCCAGCGGGCCGCGGUUGUGCCACAAGAACACCAGGGCGUGCCACAAGAACCCCAGGGCCUCCCAGACCAGCAGGCCAGUAGAUCUGCUCUAAAGAGGUUAACAGAGGAGGUGCAGUGGCUGCGGCUAUCCCUACAGGAAAUGCGGCCCUGGAUAACAGAGGUCCCCAGGGUGUUCGCGGGGCCCUGGACACGUUCCGAGGCGCGGCCUCAGAGUCCCAUGUCCGAGGCGGUGGGAAGCCCCAGCGAGCGGCUGCGGGCGCUGUUCAGGACUCGCGCGAGGCGCGUGGCGGAGAUGGAAGCGCAGAGCCGGGCCCUGCAGCUACGCGGCGAGGGUGAAGGAGAUGGGGGACGGGGACCAAGGACCUCCUCUGCCCUCGCCCUUUGGCUUAAGCUUGCUCGGGCCGGUUCUGACUCGGCCCGCAUUCCCUCAGAACUGAGCCGACGCCUCCAAGUUGUGGCCUGUACGCGGGGCGGGAUGUCCCGCCUCUUCGGCCUGGAGCAGGAGAUUCGAGAACUACAAGCUGAGGCCGGGAGGACGCGGGGAGCUCUAGAGGUGUUGGGGGCCCGCAUUCAGGAGCUGCAGGCGGAGCCAGGGAACCCGCUGAGCUCCCGGCGAGAGGCAGAACUUUAUUCUCCAGUGCUAAAGGCCAACCCGGGAACUCUGGCUGCCGAAAUCCGGGCGCUGCGGGAGGCCUACAUUCGAGACGGGGGCCGGGACCCCGGCGUGCUGGGCCAGAUAUGGCAGUUGCAGGUGGAGGCGUCUGCACUGGAGCUGCAGCGGUCGCAGACCCGUAGAGGAAGGGCAGGUGCCACCUCAGGGGAGCUUCCAGUAGUGGAGGCUGAAAACCGGCGCCUGGAGGCAGAAAUCUUGGCCUUGCAAAUGCAGAGGGGUCGGGCACCCUUGGGGCCCCAGGAUCUGCGACUCCUGGGGGAUGCCAGCCUACAACCGAAGGGGAGGAGAGAUCCCCCACUCCUCCCGCCACCGGUGGCACCACCACUGCCACCACUUCCAGGCUUCUCAGAGGUUCAGUUCUUGGGUGGAGCAAAGACUGUGAGGACACGGGGUGGGUUGGGGGAACAGGUUGGAGGCAGCUCUGCUCUGAGCAGUUGGGGGAACAUGAGCAGCUACAAGGCUUUCUGGAGGAGUCAGCUCUCUUCCCCACAGCCACAGCUUCCUGGAACAAUGACCAGAAACCUGGGCCUGGACCCACACUUCCUCCUGCCCACAUCGGACGUGCUGGGCCCUGCACCCUAUGAUCCUGGGGCUGGCCUGGUCAUUUUCUAUGAUUUCCUGCGGGGCCUUGAGGCUUCCUGGAUUUGGGUGCAACUAAGGACUGGCUUGGCACGCGAUGGACAGGAUACAGGAAGGACCACAGCGUUGCCCCCAGCCCUUUGCCUGCCCCCCCCUCCUGCUCCCGGGCCCAUGGGCAACUGUGCCAUCCUUGCCAGCAGGCAGCCUGUGCCCAGACUACCACCCUCACCAUCAGUAUCUUUGGUCUGUGAGCUGCAGGUCUGGCAGGGGCUGGCAUGGGCUAGGGCACCACAGCCAAAGGCUUGGGUCUCACUUGGACUAUUUGACCAAGAUCAGCGGGUGCUAAGUGGCCGCUGGCGCCUCCCACUUCGGGCCCUUCCUCUGGACCCCAGCCUUAGCCUUGGGCAGCUGAAUGGGAUUCCUCAGGCAGGUCAGGCUGAGCUCUUUCUGCGGCUGGUGAAUGCAAGAGAUGCAGCUGUCCAGACACUGGCAGAGAUCAAUCCAGCAAGUGUCCAUGAGUACCAGUACCCACUUCCGGUGUCCAGCACAUCUUCACUGGAAGCCAACUUCCUCACCCCCGCAGUUGGCUUUGCUGAUCCCCCACCUCGUACAGAAGAGCCCCUCAGUGGAGUCAAGGAUAGAGAUGAGGGUUUGGGCCCUCACCACAGUUCUGACUUGCCCCCAGUGAGUUUCUGAACCCAAGUGAAUGUGGAGAUGAGCAUCUGAACAUGCACAGGACUGGGGCCUAUUUCCAGACCUACAGCUUUACUACUCCAUGUUCUGACAUUGGGUCUAGAAGCAUCUAGCAGUUGAGUACAGAAAACGAGUUCCAACCACAGCUUUACCACCUCCCGUAAGUCCUUAACUUUUCUGUACCUCUUCUGUUUUUGUAAAACAGAUUAAGGAUUAAAUGAGUUUGUCAGGUAUUUGUGAUAUUGUCUGGCACUUACGAAGUUCUCCGAAAGGUGACUAGGGGGCAUUAAUUCCCACUAAAGCAACUUUAAAUUCCCACUAGUUCCCACUGCUUUUUUUGGUAAAGCCAGUUUUAUUGCCAAACUUAAAUCCGUUUCCUCAGUAUUUCUGCCAGGAAACCUUUCAGGUUCUCAAUGUACCCAUCAACAGGAAGCUCCUGAGGCCUUAUGUACUUCGAUUCUGGGAUAGGUCCCCAGCCCAAGGUUGUUCCCCCAACCAGGGGUCACAUGUGAGAUCUAGCUUAGAUACUGUGCCUAGCCCUAGAUCCCAGUGCCAACCAGAGAAGGUCAAGUGCCUGGGAGUAAACUACAUCAUGACUGUCCUGACCAAGAAAAGGGGGCAAAGCGCCUCAGGACCUGGAACAUAUACUGCAACGGCAACAUCAGGAAGAAACUGCACAGCCAGGAUAAGCCAGAGAUCCUGCAACCCUGAGUUACUGUGACCAGCCCAGAAAAACUUACUUAGUCUGAAAAAUGGGGUUGAAUUGAGGGGCCGGCCAUCGCUUCUUCUGCCUCCAGUGCAACAAAGCAGCCCUAUGGGUGUCAGG